AAGCGCUAGCGGCUCAGUGAGGUCUAGCCUUCUACAUGAUGUCUAUGGUUGGAGUCACCAGCCAGUUAAUCUGGAAACCAGGUGAACCAUAAUCGCCAGUCAUUGACGGCAGUAAAAUAUUUGCCGAUUGCGGCAAUGACAGACACCGACUCUCUGGCUGAUGCUCUCCAGGCUAUCAGUGUGAGUACAGAACUCAUUGAAGAAGAGCUGAAGCCUCAUUUGGACACCAUUCUAGCUGCACAGUUGGAAAAGAAAAAAGAAAUUGCUGUUCAUAUAGCAAAAAGUGGGAUUCUACCUAUACUUGCUCAGACUUUACAAAAUAAAAGCAGUCUGAGUUGUCAAGUUGCUUUGUUGGUAGCUGAAAUGGCCCGGGAAGGUGCUGUCAGGGGUUUGUGUAUUGAGGCAGGCUUAGUGAAGGUCCUAGUUCCUCAUCUGGACAGUAAUGAUCCAGAGAUGCUGCUCAACACUGGUAGGGCAAUUGGCCGCAUUUGCUUUGACAACGAAUACGAGCAAGAUCAGUUGGUUCACUCUGGUGUCAUCUUCAAACUUGUCUCCAUCAUAAGAAAGUAUCCAGAAAAUGAUCCCUUGAUUAAUGUCUGUGUGCUGGCGCUCUGUAACUUGGCAGACUUGGAUUCUGCGAAGGAGGCUCUUAUUGAAGUUGAUGUGGGAGAUGUGCUGUUGUUUCAGUUGAAACGAGCCCCUGAUGCUGAACGUCAACAUGUCAUCCUGGAAAUACUGGCCUCACUGGCCGAGAAUGAGAUGCUCAAGUCUCAGUUUGUUGAAUCAGGGGUACCAGAGGAAUUAUCAGAGUUGAUUAGGGGUCUACAGGGAUGUUCAGACCCUCAGACGCUUUGCAGCAUCAAGAUUGCAUCUAACCUCAUAGUAUCCCUGCUUUUAGGAGAUGAGUCCAUGCAAAAGUGUUUUGUUGAAGGCUCAGGCAUGGUGUACCAGGAUGUUAUGUCCUGGCUGCAGAGCUCCAACACUCAGUUGCAGUUGUCCGGAGCCUUGGCUAUUACCAAUUUUGCCAGAAAUGACAGUAACUCCAUUAAGAUGAUGGACCUUGGUGUGGUUCCGCACAUCCUGUCUAUGUUGGAACAGCAUGUUCCUGAAGGAGAUGUGUCUGUGCUCCAUGCAGGACUGAGCGCACUUCGAAACUUAGCCAUUCCAGCUAGCAAUAAGGUGCGCUUGAUGGAUGAUGGACUGGUAGAGAGGAUAAAAAGCCUGCUGCAGUCUGAUAUGCCCCCAGUUCAAUUCAAACUGCUGGGCACACUACGCAUGAUGGUCGACGGACAAGAGGAAGCAGCCCAGUUGCUGGGAACCGAUGAAACUCUUCUAUUCCAGGUUACAGAGUUGUGUAAAGUCAAAGACAAUGUAGGACUAAGAGGGGAAGCCAGUCGUUUAUUGUCUGCCCUUAUAAGGCACAGCCACAGGCCUGAUGUCAUCCAUGCUGUAAUAAAGGCAGAUGGGAUUCGACACCUUAUUUCAAUGUCUCAAAGUGAGCAUGUAAUCAUGCAGAAUGAGGCCCUGGUUGCCUUGGCAAUUGCAUCCGCUGUCGACAUUGAGUCGAUGAAGGAUCUCUUUACGGAGACAGAGCUAUUAACAGUGCUGAAGAAGAUGUUGGAAGAUCCUGCUGGAACAGCUGAAGUCAAAUACAGUGCUUUAAGUCUCAUUUGCAGUCUGGCCAAGAGCGGUGCGAUGAAUGCAGAGUUGGAGAAUAUGAAUAUGAAAGACUGCCUCUCUAAACUGACUGACCAUAACAACAGUCAGCUUGCUUCACAGGCCAGCUCCACGCUCUCCCUUCUAGGUGACACCAGCUAAACCCGACAAGUUCUGUGACUGUCCACUUACUCACGUAGAGGGAGAGGAGGGCUGUCUGACACGCUGCAUCUUCGAAGACUCACAGGCCAGAAAUGUCAACAGAGGGCGUUCAUUUGAUUAUUUUAAUAUUAAUGUGAUCGUGUGUAUACUAGUAUUCCAGGUUGUUUGACCACAUGACUAGUUUAAUUUUGACACCAGCACAUCCGCGCGAGCUAAACGGGUAACACACGUUUGUCUAACGUAUAAAACAAGUACAGUGACCGUCUAUAAAACGAGCGUGUGCACUGUGAUCGUGUAGAACAUAAACACGUACACAAAUAAGUGUGUUAAACAUGAGCGGUUAACAGAAAAUUGGCACCGUCUCCUCUCUUCCUACCUCAACCAAAACCUUAACAGGUAGUCACAGGUAAUAUUAAUUAGGACAGAGUAACAGAGUAAAAGAAAUCAUUCCAGGAUACUCUACAAAACAACUAAGAAACACAAAAACAAGCUAUUUUCAUCCUUCUGCUGUGAGUUGCAAUGAGCUUAUGACUCGUAGACGUCCAAUCCAUUUGAACUGGGAGGGUCCCACUUCAAACGGAUCGGAUGUCUAUGACUGUCAAUGGCAAUUAUUUGGGGCAUUUCAGGUCAUUUGCUGUUGAUUUCCAGUCACUUCCUUUUGAUUUGGGGGCAUUUCAGGGUCACUUCCUAUUGAUUUUAAAUUACAGAACAGGACCUGGGAAUCUUCCCAAAUGAAUAGGCAGAGACUAAAACUUAGCAGGAAGUGAACUGUAAAUGCCCUAAAAUGAACAGAAAGUGACCUGUAAACGCCCCCAAAAUAGGAAAAACUGGCUGCCAAUUCUCAAAUUUCAAAUGAACGAACGUUCAUUCGCCCUUCAUAGUCGAAAUGGAUUGGGCGUCUAGUGCAGGCAAUGGCAGCCAUAGAGUUCACAGAGACAUUAUUAUGGUGGAGGUUUUGGUAGCAACUAGUUGUCAUUGUUUGCAUACUAUCCUCAUUAAAAUAUGAAAACCUAUAAAUGUUUUGGGGGUUUUAGUUAAAGCAGACGCUGUUUUUACAUCGGUGUGAUUUUGACAAAGAUCAGAUCACAUUUGAUAGUGAUUUUAUGCAGAAAUGUGAGAAAUUCCAAAAGGUUCAGAUACUUUUUCAUACCACUGUAGUUCCUUAUUUAUUUAUUUAUUUUUAAACAUUGACACCUUUUUAAAAUUAUAUAUUGAUUCUUGACAGGAGCAUAUCGAUAACCUUUUGGAAUACAAAGUAUCACAAUAUAUCACCGUUUCAAUAUUUUAUCACACCCCUACCAGAGACAUCGACUAAAUACAAGCAUGUUUGAAAAUGUUUAUAAAGUAGCAUAUUUCUCCAUUUCAUGGCUGUUCAACCAUUAAUCAGACUUUUGGGAACAUUAGAUUGUAAUAAUAUGUUUAUUAUUACAUAGGUUACAAAAUGGUGAAAUCAUGGCUGCUCAUGUUUAUUUUUUGUUAGAAUAAGUUGUUUAUAUAUGAUAUAAGAUCGUUUAUGUGGAUUUUAAUAUGUGUGUAAAACAGAGGAAAUGUUGCUAAUGUUACUGUCUUUGGAAGGAAUGUAUUUUGAGGCAACACAAAGUUUAUUAUUAUUUGGAUACUUCUACAGGCAUGUAUAUUUUGGAGUUUGCUAAGACAAAGGUGUAAAACUGAUAUUUCAUUUUAUAUUUGAAAAUGCAAUUAGUCUUUUUUGCCCAUCUCUACUGAUUUACUACCAGUAUUAAAUCACCUAUGAGAAUUAGAAAGUCGAUGUGCUAAUUUUAUUGCUUAAACAGUUAUAUGCCAAUAUAUGUCUCGUGAUACUUGGAUCAUAAUUUUUAUAGGAUGCCAUUUGGACUUAACAGAGUGGACACUAACAGAGAGGACAUUUUGUGCUAAAUUAAUAAAGGUGCAACAA
Molecule: messenger RNA, 3733 nt
Organism: Corythoichthys intestinalis (scribbled pipefish)
Lineage: Eukaryota; Metazoa; Chordata; Actinopteri; Syngnathiformes; Syngnathidae
Product: rap1 GTPase-GDP dissociation stimulator 1-B
Exons: 14
Coding region: 136-1818 (560 amino acids)
Biological process (GO): positive regulation of GTPase activity
Cellular component (GO): cytosol
Molecular function (GO): guanyl-nucleotide exchange factor activity; protein binding
Source: RefSeq, a predicted model, not a curated record